This is a messenger RNA of Quercus lobata, 2067 nucleotides long. RefSeq names its product receptor-like protein EIX1. The coding region runs from base 1 to 2067 and encodes 688 amino acids. The transcript is spliced from 6 exons. Lineage: Eukaryota; Viridiplantae; Streptophyta; Magnoliopsida; Fagales; Fagaceae. The record is from RefSeq and is a predicted model, not a curated record. Gene Ontology annotation, molecular function: protein binding.
AUGACAGUGAUCACGUUCACGGGUGGAAGUUCCCUAAAACUUCUUCAGGCAAUUGUAUUUUUUUCGCUUUUAUUGCAUUUGAGACCAGCACUUGGAUUCAUUUCAAGUGUUGGAGAUGCUGACAGUGACAACAUCAGGUGCCUAGAUGGGGAGAGACAAGCACUCCUUAAGCUCAAAAAAGGCUUUCUUGAUGCCUACGGCAACCUCUCCUCUUGGGGGAGCGGAGAUGAAAAUAAGAAUUGCUGCAAUUGGAAAGGAGUUCACUGCAGCAACCAAACAGGCCAUGUACUUGAGCUAAGGCUUGGUUUUUCUUAUUUGGGAGGUAUGAUUAAUCCUUCACUACUUGAGUUGCCAUAUUUGACCUAUUUGGAUCUCAGUUACAAUGAUUUUAAUCAUAACCAUAUCCCUGAGUUCAUUGGAUCUCUCGGUAACUUAGAAUACCUUGAUCUCUCUAGGGCCAAACUCAGUGGGCCAAUUCCACAUCAGCUUGGAAACCUUUCUCAUUUGCAAUAUCUCAAUCUUAGCUGCAAUAAUUUGACAAUUAUUGAAAAUCUUGAAUGGUUGUCUCAUCUCUUUUCAAUAAAAGACCUUGACUUAAGUUUCACAAACCUCCAUGUUGCCAAUGAUUGGAUAGAAGUUGUGAGUGGUCUCCCUUAUUUAACAACCUUGAAUAUGGCAUGGUGUGAUCUUCCCCCAAUGAGUCCUUCAUCUUUUCCUCAUUUGAAAUAUUUUACUUCUCUUGAAAGUCUACAUCUUGAAAAUAAUCAACUUAAAGGUGGCAUUCCAAAAUUCUUUGGGGAUAUAUGUACUUUACGUGAAUUGCAUUUGUCGGCAAGGAAUCAAUUUACCGGAUCAUUGCCUGAUUUUGCAAUGUUUCCAUCAUUAAAAGAAAUAAAUCUUUUUUCCAACAAAUUAAAUGGGACUGUGUCCAAAACCAUUGGAAGCCUUCAUAAGCUAGAACAUUUAGAUGUUUCUUCAAAUUCUUUGCAAGGAGUCAUAUCUGAAGCACAUUUUUCAAAUCUUUCCAAAUUACGGCACUUGCUAUUAUCUGAUAAUUCUCUUACUCUUGAAUUCGACUUCAAUUGGGCUCCCCCUUUCCAACUGGAUGAAAUGUACUUGAGAUCUUGCAAGUUGGGGCCAACAUUUCCAAAUUGGAUCCUAACCCAAAGCAAUGUUACCACCAUUGAUAUCUCCCAUGCUGAAAUUUCUGAUACCAUCCCAGCAGAGUGGUUUGCGAACUUGCCUCCUAAAUUAUGCCUCAAUAAUUUCACUGCCAUGGCUCACAAAGGGAAAUCUUCCAAUAAUCUCUUUGAUGGUGAUUACCUGGGCACAGAUGGAGGCUAUGUUUGUAUGGGAAUAUAUGUUGACAGUGCAAUGGUUGUACUAAAAGGGAGGGAGUAUGAGUAUGGUAAAAAUCUUGGACUAUUAAAGAUCAUUAACCUUUCAAGCAAUAAACUAUCAGGAAAACUUCCUAGUGAAAUCUCGAGCCUUUUGGAGUUGGUUGUACUGAACAUAUCCAAAAACAACUUAAUUGGAGAAAUUCCUCAAAUGAUUGGAGAAAUCCCAUCUAGUAUGUCAGAGUUACAAUUUUUGAGCCACUUGGACCCAUCUUACAACAAUUUAUCUGGGAAAAUUCCUUCAAGCACUCAACUCCAAGGCUUUGAUGCAACUCGUUUUAUUGGGAAUUGGGCACUUUGUGGGUUUCCAAUCACACAAAAGUGCCCAAGUGAAGAAACACCAUCCCAAAGUGAGCCAACUGACGAUGUCAUGGAGACAUGCCUAUUUCUUGUUCUUGGACAACCUGAAGGAUUGGAUCUACGUAACAAUGGCAGUGAACAAGGCAAGAUUGUGGAGGAAGUUUCAGAACCAGGGGUGACCGCUUUGCUAGGAGGCAUUACUGAUGCUUUUCAUAUUUCAAGUUACGUGUCAGGUAGUGGGGAUUACCAUCAUUAUCAGCUUUGCAAUUGCAUGAAGAGGUUCUACAUCCAGGAUCUAGCGUCUCUACAACUGGAUGGAUUCAAUUACGUUGGUGUUGAUAUCAUGAUCUUGCCACUGCUAUUCACAUGA